UCCUGGAAAUGUGACUGGAGUCUCUUGGUUCAGCAUUUAAAAACAUACUUGGGGUUGGAGCUGAUAUAGUGAAAAUUGUUUUGGUUCUCAUGGAGGUUUCCUUUUUGUCCUGCUGUCCCUUCCCCUGCAGCAGGUGCCCCUGAGAGGCAGAAGGUUGUCUUUCACCCUAAGAAACCAAAGAAUUGGUGGGAUGGAUGAUCCAGAUUGUUCAACCAGUUCAGUGGUGGAGGGGCUGAGGAAGAGGAUCCUAAAUGUUCCUGUGUGCCAUAGGGAUUGUGUUUGGAAUGCCUAAUCCUGACACCCCUUCACCUUUUGUAAUGAAACAAUCUUUAUUGCAGCCAGAAGAGGAGCCGAAAGAGGAAGCAGCACCAGCCAAGCCUGUGGUGGGAAUUAUUUAUCCUCCUCCAGAGGUCAGAAAUAUUGUGGACAAGACUGCCAGCUUUGUAGCCAGAAAUGGUCCAGAGUUUGAAGCCCGAAUUCGUCAGAAUGAAAUAAAUAACCCCAAGUUCAACUUCUUGAACCCCAACGACCCUUACCAUGCCUACUACCGGCACAAGGUCAGUGAGUUCAAGGAAGGCAAAGCCCAGGAGCCCUCAGCUGCCAUCCCCAAGGUCAUGCAGCAGCAGCAGAGUGCUCAGCAGCAGCUCCCACAGAAGGUGCAGGCCCAGGUGAUCCAGGAGACGGUGGUUCCGAAGGAGCCCCCGCCCGAGUUCGAGUUCAUCGCGGACCCUCCGUCAAUCUCGGCCUUCGACCUGGACGUGGUGAAGCUCACGGCGCAGUUUGUGGCCCGCAAUGGGAGGCAGUUCCUCACCCAGCUCAUGCAGAAGGAGCAGAGGAAUUACCAGUUCGAUUUCCUUCGCCCCCAGCACAGCCUGUUCAACUAUUUCACCAAGCUGGUGGAGCAGUACACAAAGAUCUUGAUCCCACCGAAGGGUUUACUCCUCAAGCUCAAGAAGGAGGCCGAAAAUCCCAAGGAAGUUCUGGAUCAGGUCUAUUACAGAGUGGAGUGGGCCAAGUUCCAGGAGCGAGAGAGGAAGAAAGAAGAGGAGGAGAAGGAAAAGGAGCGUGUUGCUUAUGCCCAGAUUGACUGGCACGACUUUGUGGUUGUGGAAACAGUUGACUUCCAGCCCAACGAGCAAGGGAAUUUCCCUCCUCCCACCACUCCAGAAGAGCUGGGAGCUCGAAUUCUGAUCCAGGAGCGUUAUGAGAAGUUUGGGGAGAGUGAGGAGGUGGAGAUGGAGGUGGAAUCAGAUGAGGAAGAUGAAAAGCAAGAGAAAACAGAUGAGCCUCCAGCCCAGCUGGAUCAGGACACACAAGUGCAGGAUAUGGAUGAGGGGUCAGAUGAUGAAGAUGAAGGUCAGAAGGUUCCUCCUCCUCCAGAAACCCCGAUGCCACCCCCACUCCCUCCCACACCAGAUCAGGUUAUUGUGCGGAAAGAUUACGAUCCCAAAGCCUCAAAACCGUUACCACCUGCCCCGGCUCCAGACGAGUACCUGGUGUCUCCCAUCACUGGAGAAAAGAUUCCUGCCAGCAAAAUGCAGGAACACAUGAGGAUUGGGCUCCUGGAUCCACGGUGGCUGGAGCAGCGGGAUCGAUCCAUCCGGGAGAAGCAGAGCGAUGACGAGGUCUAUGCCCCAGGUUUGGAUAUUGAGAGCAGUCUGAAGCAGCUGGCAGAGCGUCGUACUGAUAUCUUUGGUGUAGAAGAGACUGCCAUUGGUAAAAAGAUUGGUGAAGAAGAGAUCCAGAAACCAGAGGAAAAGGUGACCUGGGAUGGCCACUCGGGCAGUAUGGCCCGCACACAGCAGGCUGCUCAGGCCAAUAUCACUCUGCAAGAGCAAAUUGAAGCCAUCCACAAGGCCAAGGGACUGGUGCCAGAGGAUGACAGCAAGGAGAAGAUCGGGCCCAGCAAACCCAAUGAGAUACCCCAGCCACCCCCUCCUUCCUCAGCCUCCAACCCCCCUGCCAGUGCCCAGCCCAUCACAUCUGUACCUCGUCCACCCACCAUGCCUCCUCCCGUCCGUGCUGCUGUGGUUUCUGCAGUUCCAGUCAUGCCUCGUCCCCCCAUGACUUCUGUGGUCCGGCUGCCCCCAGGAUCUGUCAUAGCCACCCCCAUGCCUCCCAUAAUCCACACCCCACGGAUCAACGUGGUGCCCAUGCCCCCCUCUGCUCCCCCCAUCAUGAGCCCCCGCCCGCCCCCCAUGAUAGUCCCCACAGCCUUUGUCCCUGCUCCUCCCGUGGCUCCGGUCCCAUCUCCGGCACCGAUGCCUCCUGUUCACCCCCCACCACCCAUGGAGGAUGAGCCAGUCUCCAAGAAACUGAAGAGUGAGGACAGCCUGAUUCCAGAGGAGGAAUUUCUGCGCAGGAACAAGGGCCCGGUCACGGUCAAAGUCCAGGUUCCCAACAUGCAGGACAAGACGGAAUGGAAGCUGAAUGGCCAAGUGCUGGUGUUCACCCUGCCCCUCUCAGACCAGGUGUCUGUUAUAAAGGUUAAGAUCCACGAGGCCACAGGGAUGCCAGCUGGGAAGCAGAAGCUGCAGUAUGAGGGCAUCUUCAUCAAGGAUUCCAACUCGCUGGCUUAUUAUAACAUGACGAGUGGCUCUCUGAUUCACCUGGCACUCAAAGAGAGAGGAGGCAGGAAGAAAUAGGAGACAUGGAGCCCUGAGAUGUAAAGUGUCUGUGUUGUGACCCCCAACCCUCCCAAUCCUGUUUCCAUUCUGGCCUUUUUGGGGCUGCAUCCACUGCCCUCCAGCAGUAGUUUGAACAGAGGGACUCUGACCCCCACUGAUGAGAGAGGAGAAGCUGAUGUACCCCUGAAAUAUGUCAGUGUAAUGAAUAGUCUGUAGUGAUUAAUGCUUUGCUUGAGUGCAGGCUCUCCCUUGAAUCCCCUUGGGAAAAGACACCAUCAAGGUCAUGCCCAGCUUAGUUUAGAUCCAUCUUUGAGGGAUUUAUGGUGGCCAGGAGCAUCAUCUAUCUGUCUGCCCUCAGCACUCACUGCUUCAUUUAACCUCCUGCUAAUUGAAAACUUCUUCACACACUUAUUAACCCCCUUGUUCUUGUUCUUUCCCUGUCUUGGUUUUUGUACUGACCCUGACUUGAAGGUUUUUCCUCCCUUGGUAUGGGCUUGUGUUGCUGUUCCUGUGAUAAAGGAGGUCUGGGUCUGCUCUGGACAGGCUAUGAUUUAUUUUAGUGAUUUGUUUUAAUAAACAUGCAGCUCUCUUUCCUUGGA
Cinclus cinclus is the source of this 3226-nucleotide messenger RNA. It is a transcript of the gene SF3A1, whose product is annotated as splicing factor 3a subunit 1. NCBI's taxonomy places the organism in Eukaryota, Metazoa, Chordata, Aves, Passeriformes, Cinclidae. The transcript is spliced from 15 exons. The record is from RefSeq and is a predicted model, not a curated record. Gene Ontology annotation, cellular component: U2 snRNP; U2-type prespliceosome; catalytic step 2 spliceosome. Gene Ontology annotation, biological process: mRNA cis splicing, via spliceosome; regulation of alternative mRNA splicing, via spliceosome. Bases 252 to 2645 code for a protein of 797 amino acids. Gene Ontology annotation, molecular function: protein binding; RNA binding.